Messenger RNA from Hypoxylon trugodes, 2079 nucleotides. RefSeq names its product cyclophilin-like protein. The record is from RefSeq and is a predicted model, not a curated record. Gene Ontology annotation, biological process: protein folding; protein peptidyl-prolyl isomerization. NCBI's taxonomy places the organism in Eukaryota, Fungi, Ascomycota, Sordariomycetes, Xylariales, Hypoxylaceae. The transcript has a single exon. Gene Ontology annotation, molecular function: peptidyl-prolyl cis-trans isomerase activity. Gene Ontology annotation, cellular component: catalytic step 2 spliceosome. The coding region runs from base 178 to 1788 and encodes 536 amino acids.
ACCUAUGAUAAGAUAGCCUAGGGUGCUAGGGUGCUAGGGUGCCUAAAGCUUUCCGACUUUAACUUCAACUUCAACUUCGCGCCUGUAUUUUUAUUAUUUCAACCCCGAAUAAAUUGCGCGACGAAGUCAACCACAUCCCGUUCUAAUCGACCGACAGCCUUCCUCGGCUUUUGAAAGAUGUCGUCGAUAUACAAUCUCGAACCACAACCUACCGCCUCGCUAAUCAUUCAUACAACGCAGGGCGAAUUGUCAGUCGAGCUCUUCGCCAAACAAACUCCUCUCACAUCACGAAACUUCCUCCAGCUAUGUCUUGAUGGGUACUACGAUAACACGAUAUUCCACCGUCUAAUUCCCGGCUUCAUUUUACAGGGAGGUGAUCCAACAGGAACAGGACAUGGAGGCGAAUCUAUCUACGAUGGCGGUGCGUAUAGUGGUGACCUGGAUCCAUGGCCGAUGGACCAGCGUCGCGGGAAGAACGCUGGGCCAACAGGCGUGAAUUUCAAAGAUGAAUUCCAUUCGCGAUUAAAAUUCAACCGACGAGGACUCUUGGGAAUGGCGAACGAAAGCAAACCGGAUACGAAUGCUAGCCAGUUUUUCUUCACUUUGGACAAAGCGGAGGAGUUAAAUAACAAGAAUACUGUUUUUGGUAGGAUAGUUGGCGAUACGAUUUACAACUUGGCGCGCAUGGGCGAGGCGGAGGUAGCAGAAGGAAGCGAACGACCCCUCUACCCCGUGAAGAUUACGAGUACAGAAAUCCUAGUCAACCCGUUUGAUGAUAUGAAGAAGCGAGAAAGGAUAGCGAAACGCACUCAAGAGGCACCGACGGCUGCGAAGAAAAAGAAAACUAAACCAAAGGCCGGAAAGAAGUUGUUGAGUUUUGGUGAUGAAGAAGGGGACGAUGAUGCGCCGGUUCUUAAAAAGGCGAAAUUCGACUCGCGAAUUGUUAUGGACGUGGAUGAAGAGCCAGCGCCUACAGUCAAGCCCCCCAAGACUACUGUUAAGAGAGAUGAUAAAGCGAUUACGUCCUCUAUACCAGUUCGCGAACUUCGAACAGACGCCAAAUCGGACGCGAAACCAACGCCACCGCCGCCAACGAAACAAGCACUCAUCCCCGUCCGAGACGAAUCAUCCCCUGAACCAGAACCACCAAAGAAGAAAUCCGCACUAGAACAAGCAAAUGAUGAGAUAGCUGCGCUUAAGGCGUCUAUGAAGAGGACUAUUCAUUCUGAGCCAAUUAUAGAGGUUAAGAGAACAGCACUGGAGCAAUUGAUCCCCGAAACUUCUACGCGCGGCCGGAAAAGACGGAGAGAUGGUGAAGGGGCUACAUCUAGCGAGGAUUUAUUAAUGCUCCAAGCUUUCCGCUCUAAACUCGGACAAGUAGGUCCUGAAAAGGAGCAGCCGACGAAUGUUCCUGUGGGUGAGAAUGGCAUCGAGCAGGGUUCGGGCGAGCAAAACGAUGAAGCGGAACUUUGCGAUCUGCACUUCAUUGCUAACUGCCAGAGCUGCAACUCAUGGGACAAAGCCGAAAAGGAAGAUAGCGACGAUGAGGGGUGGAUGUCGCACGCUUUGAGCUUUACAGCCGACAAGUUGGGUAAAGAUCUAUCUUACCGAAAGAAGGCCGAAGAGGAAUUAGUCGUAAUUGAUCCGAGAGAAAAAGCCCGGACGCUCAAGGAGAAGAAGAGGGCACAGAGAGAGGCACAGUCUGGUAAUUCUGGGAGAGAAUGGGACCAAGCAAGAAAUGCCAAGUUAGCCAGAGCAUCGGCUCUAGCUGGCAGAGGAGCUAAAUGAUACUUUUUACUGCGGAUACUUCAUUCAUGAUACCCUUGGUUAUAGAAAUUUCUAUCAUCUUCUGAUACUGAAGCAUAGCGUGUUGUAUAUUUUAUCUAUGGAUCCAUUAACCCUGGCGAAGAGGGAAAAUUAUCUAACAACAUGUUGCGUGUCCGUCCGAGCUGAGGCUGCGUGGGGCAUGCAAGUCGCACCGGAGAAGAAUAUUGCAAAAAAUUUAGAGGUGUACAUAUCGUACUAAUUGUUCGAUUUUUCGAUACAAUCUCGCAUCCUGCUGAGAAUCGGAUUUUUGAC